Molecule: messenger RNA, 978 nt
Organism: Drechmeria coniospora
Lineage: Eukaryota; Fungi; Ascomycota; Sordariomycetes; Hypocreales; Ophiocordycipitaceae
Product: arginase
Exons: 3
Coding region: 1-978 (325 amino acids)
Cellular component (GO): cytosol; cytoplasm; nucleus
Molecular function (GO): manganese ion binding; arginase activity
Source: RefSeq, a predicted model, not a curated record
AUGAACAGGAGCACGGUCGAGAGCCGCUUCCUCUCGAAGCCCGAGGAGCUUGGCGUCACCGCCGUCGGCUUCUCGGGAGGCCAGCCCAAGGCCGGCGUCGACGUGGGCCCGGCCGCGCUCAUCGAGUCGGGCCUCCUCACGGAAAUCAGGGACGAGCUCGGGUACAAGAUUGUGGGCGACACGGCCGUCAACCUCUACAAGGACCUGGUGCCGACCGAGGACCCCGACUACCGCGGCAUGAAGAACCCGCUGACGGUGUCGGCCGUCAACCGCCGGCUCGCCGACCAGGUGUACAAGCACGCGUCCGAGGGCCGGCUCGCCCUGACGCUGGGCGGCGACCACAGCAUCGCCAUCGGCACCGUCUCGGGCACGGCGAGGGCCAUCCGCGAGCGCCUGAACCGCGAGAUUGCCGUCAUCUGGGUCGACGCGCACGCCGACAUCAACACGCCCGAGGGCUCCGACAGCGGCAACAUUCACGGCAUGCCGCUGGCCUUUGUCACGGGCCUCGCCAAGGACGAGCGGGAGGAGUACUUUGGCUGGCUCCGGGACGAUAUGCGGCUGAACCUGAGGAAGCUCGUCUACAUCGGCCUGCGCGACGUCGACGCGCACGAGAAGCAGAUUUUGCGCGACAACGGCAUCAAGGCAUUUUCCAUGUUUGACGUCGACCGCCACGGCAUCGGCCGCGUCAUGGAGAUGGCGCUCGCUCACAUCGGCGCCGACACGCCCAUCCACCUGUCCUUUGACGUCGACGCCCUUGACCCCAUGUGGGCGCCAAGCACGGGCACGCCGGUCCGCGGCGGCCUGACGCUCCGCGAGGGCGACUACAUCUGCGAGGCGGUGCACCUGACGGGCCAGCUCGUCGCCAUCGACCUCGUCGAGGUGAACCCGUCGCUCGCGGCCACCGAGGCGGGCGCCAACGAGACGGUGCGGGCCGGCUGCUCGCUCGUGCGCUGCGCCCUCGGCGACACCCUGCUGUAG